AUGUCGACGGGAGGCAAUAUUGUCUUGCAUGGCGUCAGUAACAAAAUGAGGAUCGAGACUUGCAUAGAUUCUUGCAUUCAAUCGGUUUUUACGUACGCAGCACUGAGCAGCGGGGAUGAAUGCUACUGCACGAACGUUUCUUCAAGUUCAGAAUUUCUGUCUUACGUCGACAGCAGUCUCUGUGACUUGAAUUGUGCUGGCGACAAGUUGCAUCAUUGUGGUGGAAAAACAGUUAUGUCUGUUUAUAGAACUUCAGUUCCAGACGCAAGAUGCUCGUCGAUACAUUUUGGCUCCCCGGGUUCACUCCCGCUCGUUGCGUUAGCUUCGUACCCCCGGUCCGGUAAUACAUGGACGCGAGAACUGAUAGAAAAAGCUACAGGACUACAUACGGGCAGUAUUUAUUGGACAGCAGAGAGAAAUAUGCCAUUGUCGAAAAAAGGUAAAGUGUAUUUAUUUUGUUUCCGCAUGCAAAGUUAGGCCAAAUAUGAUGCUGCUAUAUACGUAUAUAAUGAUUUAAAUAGUCAUUUUUACUUUUGCCUGUCUUCCUGUUGGAAUUUAACUUUGAUUUUCUACAUACACCCAACCCCCAAAAGGAAAUGCCAUAUCCUGUAAUUGUUGAAGGUUAUGAUUUGAUUAAAAAGUUGAUUAAAAGUAUUAAAAAAUA
Messenger RNA from Lytechinus variegatus (green sea urchin), 664 nucleotides. Its product is annotated as WSC domain-containing protein 2-like. The transcript is spliced from 3 exons. NCBI's taxonomy places the organism in Eukaryota, Metazoa, Echinodermata, Echinoidea, Temnopleuroida, Toxopneustidae. The record is from RefSeq and is a predicted model, not a curated record. The coding region runs from base 1 to 477 and encodes 158 amino acids.